AUGCAGGGCAGUCCGGGGACGUGGUUUAAGGUGAUAGAGGCUGAGGCAAGUGACUGGGACGAACUUGAGAGGAUGAAAAAAGCGCAACGCUCCGCUGAGGAGGCCAGCAAGAGAUCUGCGAGAUUUGAUCAUUCGGUGUCCCAAGAUGAUGAUGUUUUUGAUGAUGAGCUGAUGUCUAAGGAGGUUGACAAUGACAAGCAUCAGAAGGUAUGCAACUGGCGUAUCGUGAGGAAGCAGCUGACUAAUCUGAGCUUGGGAAAGGGAACUAGUGAUGUCGUAGUAGGAGGAGGUGGCUUGCAUAAGGAGGAGAAUGCGGUUGUGCUAGAGUCUAUGUCUUGGGGCGCUAGAUGUGGUCCUGUAUAUAUGAAAAAACUGAGGAAUAAUAGAACUACUGAUACUAAGAGGGACAAGGGAAGGAUAUGGGAGAGAGCAGUUAAGGAGGCGGUUUGGCGGGUGGACAACUUUGAAGAUGAUUCUGAUGUGUUGGUGCAGUUUAGGGAUAUACUCCAACCGGUCGAUCGGGCUGUGGUACGAGCAGCAGUGGAUAUGGGAGCACUAAGUGCUAUAUUGAGCACCCGCCGAGCUCGAGAAAAGGAAGGAGAACUCGGCCCUGAACAUUUACUACUGGCGCAGGUGUUGGUAGGCGAUCUCGCUAUGCACAACCCGGAAAUUUCGAGACAGUUGUUGGAAGUUCUCAAUGUGCAGUUGAAGCCGCUUCUGCAUGAACUUGAUCGAGCGAUGGUCAGCUGUUUCAAAUCAGAGUGUGAAGCGCCAGCUGCGUGUAUUGCGGUGGUGGGACUCUGCAAAAUGAUUUUGACAUUAUUUGUUGAUGUAUGCGAGGUCGGAUGGAGUAGGAAGGAACUGUCGUCUACUACGUAUGUGGUGGAUGCUAACAGAGUCUCGGAGCAAUACCCUAGUGGGACGGUGGGCAUUACGUGGAAGAAAGAUGUGGCUGAUCGCGUUGUUGAGAACACUAAAGUUGAGACCAGUGACGGGUGUAAGAGUUUGUUGGAUUUGCUGUUGUUGUUCAUACAUAGAGCAGUGUACCAACCUGAGAUGAACGAGGCGUUGUAUGCUGCACUUGAGCUGGUGCAUGCUGUUACUGUUAAUGAUAUGUAUAACGAUCCUAAGGAUCGGCGUAACACUGUAAGGGAGCUCAUUCAUGUUGCCAGCACUGAACAGUUUGUGACGGGGAGUGAAGAGGUUGUUCAGCGGCGGAUGAUUAGUGGGAGAAAAUGCAAGGUGGAGGCUUUGAACGUGCUGCAUUCUAUAAAGGAUUUGCAGCUGCACCAUAGGGUCUUGACGGUCGUUGCUGGGCAUAGGGCCGAUGAGAUCAACGACGCGCUGUUGAAUCCUGGGAUGAAUCUUGUGGAGAAGUGUUUUAAUGCACUACGUAGGACCACUGAUCCAAGUCUUGAGGAAAGUCUGGCGAGCAUGUUGUUACGUUUGCAUGUGACGCACACUGAGCUGAAGAGGUCGUUGCUGAGGGUACACUAUGUGGAAGAGGGCCAGAUGGAGCUGUUGGAAAGUGCGCAGAAGUGGGCAGUAGAGUUAGCGAGAAUUCUGGACGAGCCUGAAGUUGAUAUGCUGUUAGCGGCUAGGGCUACAGGUCAGCUACGGGCCAGCCUGGUGCCUGAUGAUAGUACUGGCCUCACGAAGGCUGCCGAUUUGUAUGUUGCCCUGGGAGUUCACGAGCACUUACUACAACUGUUGAAUGUAUCAUAUUUGGGAGUGGCGGUGGACUUCCCGGUGUACUUACGACAUGCUGAGGAUGAUAUUAGAGGCGCUAAUAGAUUGUGCAUCGAGCUGUUAUGUGCUAAUAAGGAACUGGCUGCUGAGUGGUAUCAGCAGUAUAUCAGCUGUUCUCUCCGCAUACUAUCGCAACGCCCUAUGACGGUUGAGAUACAAGCAUUGAGGACCCUGCUAGAGUGCUUGGACCCAUCACUAGUAGAUAGUGGCAUUAGGCUUACUGUAGCGAGGAGCCUGUGUGAAGUCCCUAGUAUUUUGGGAGAUCUAUAUCAUGCUAUUGCCAAAGAUAUGAUGAGUUUACCAAUGGUGACUUGGAACUGCUGGCCAAGAUGCUAUCGGCUGGCGAUAAACAAAUCUGCUGAAAAUGAGGUAUCAGCGGCUCCCACCACAAGUCGUUGGUUGCUCAAGAGGACCACAACACGACUCGAGGCUGUGCCCGAGCAUGGUCCAAUGGCACCUUUGCUGGGUGCUGACCAGGACGUGGCUCCUGGGCCGACUUUGAUCGAUGGGACCCCAUUGGCCAUAUUGGAUACCCUGUCGGCCCUACUAGAAGGGGGCCACGGUAGUGAUACUGUGCGGUUGAAUGCCGAUACGAUGGCUUUGUCAUUGGACACUAAUAUGUUGACGAAACUGUUGGAGAGAGCUAACAAUAAAGGGCAGGACUCGUUAGCGGCAAGAUAUAUGAUCCUGAUGGAUUCAAUUACGAGGCGCGUAACGAUGGACAGCUCAGCUGCGAGUAAAUGGACAGUGUAUAACGAUACCACACCGAUGUUGAAAAAAGUGAGAGAGCGAUUGCAGGACCGAAUUGGCUCAGUGGAGAUAGUUAACUCUAGGGACGAGUUGGAGCAUAUAUAUUUCAUAGUUCCGGAGUCUGUGAUAAGAAGAGCACAGAGUGAUGAGUUUGAAGCCUUGAAGGAGCGUGUGAUGCACGACGUUCCGCGGGAUAAUCCUGUCCAGAAGUGUCAGGUGAGGGGGGACAGGGUGGAGGAGGUCUGUGAGCAGUGA
Perkinsus marinus ATCC 50983 is the source of this 2754-nucleotide messenger RNA. RefSeq lists its product as hypothetical. Lineage: Eukaryota; Perkinsozoa; Perkinsida; Perkinsidae. Bases 1 to 2754 code for a protein of 917 amino acids. The record is from RefSeq and is a predicted model, not a curated record. The transcript is spliced from 13 exons.